GCGGAAGAAAAACCUCCCAUCGCGAUGAAUCUAGUGCAUCCAAGACCAGUCGCAUGUAGGACAGUGAUGCAGGCCAUUGCGGACGCCCUACUAGUUGAGCGUAAAGUAACAAGUUACCCGCUACCACUUGUGCCGUUCUCGAAGUGGCUCGAAAAGCUCGAAUCAAAUGCCAAGGACUUGAGCAAAGAGCGCAUCCCUGCUAUCAAGCUUCUCAACUUCAUGCGUGCGAUCGCUCGAUCAGACAUCGCGACCAGGGCAUCUGGAGAGAUGGACAUUGAAGUGGCUGGAAUGGCUUCAUGCAUCCGAGUCACCGCCGUAACCGAGCGUGUCAGUCCAACGAUGAAGGAGCUGAAGUCAUUGUCUUCAGCAGACGCGGGGCAAUGGGUGGAUUAUUGGGUGGCGGCGGGGAUGUUUCAGUGA
Messenger RNA from Suillus discolor, 420 nucleotides. RefSeq lists its product as uncharacterized. Lineage: Eukaryota; Fungi; Basidiomycota; Agaricomycetes; Boletales; Suillaceae. The transcript has 2 exons. The annotation marks the transcript as partial. The record is from RefSeq and is a predicted model, not a curated record.